Messenger RNA from Aegilops tauschii subsp. strangulata, 1567 nucleotides. RefSeq names its product F-box protein At5g07610-like. Gene Ontology annotation, molecular function: protein binding. NCBI's taxonomy places the organism in Eukaryota, Viridiplantae, Streptophyta, Magnoliopsida, Poales, Poaceae. The record is from RefSeq and is a predicted model, not a curated record.
CUGGCCUGAGGGUUCGAGUCCACCACAACCCUAGAGGCCGAGAUGACGGCCAGCCGCCGCCGCCGCCGUGCCCCCUUGCCGGUGGCUGGGCCGCUGGAAGACGACGACCUCCUCUCGGAGAUCCUCCUCCGCCUCCCCCCGGAGCCUUCCUCACUCCCCCGCGCAUCCGCCGUCUGCAAGCGCUGGCUCCUCCUCGUCUCCGACCCCGGCUUCGUCCGUCGCUUCCGCCGCCACCACCGACACAGCCCUCCCCUUAUCGGCUGCUUCACCCACGACCCGAAAGGCAUCUCCUUCACACCUUCCAUGGAUUCCCCCGAUCGUGUCCCCGCCGGACGCUUCUCCUUGCAGCUCGACCACAGAUUGCUCUGCUCUGUCCUCGGCUGCUGCCAUGGCCUCGUGCUCAUCUCCAACAAAUGGAAGAGGCGAGUCAUUGUGUGGGAUCCCGUCACCGGCGACCAGCACCACAUUGCCAUUCCCCAUUGGUUCAAUGUGAUUGCAAACCCGAUCCAGGGGGCUGUGCUUCGUGCAGCCGACGAGGACCACCACUUCCAGGUGGUCUUGUUAGAGGCCGACGAUCAAAAUACACGAGCCAUUGUCUGCGUUUACUGCUCAGAGACUGGCUUAUGGGGUAAUAUCAUCUUUACAUCGAUUCCAUCCAAGGAAUAUAGGAAUCUUUAUUCCUAUUACACCAUGUCUUUGUUGGGCAUGCCGGCUGUGCUGGUUGGGAAUUCCCUUUACUGGCGUCUUGCUGUUGGUUCCUAUACUAUUCUCGAGUUUGAUUUGGAGAGGCAGAGCUUAGGUGUGAUACAAGUGCCUGUGGAUAUAUCUGAAGCGAAGAUUGACUUCACGCUUAUGCGGGCUGAGGGUGGCGGGCUGGGUUUACUCUCUGUGUCAGGCUUUACCGCCAAAUUGUGGAAGAGGAAAACUGAUUAUGAUGGUAUUGCAUCAUGGGGGAUGGGAAGAACUGUUGAAUUGGAUAAGCUACUUUCCCUGAAUUCAGAGAAGGAGAGAAGGAGGCCCCUUAGGGUAAUAGGGUUUGCAGAGGAAAAUAAUGUGGUGAUCCUGUUGGCGGCUGAUGGUGUCUUCACGGUCCAGCUUGAGUCAUUGCAAUUCAGGAAACUUGACGUACCCAGCAACAGGGUUCAUCAUCACCCAUUUGAAAGUGUCUAUGCUAGAGGUACCUAAAAUGGUAUUCUGGUUGCUGCGAUGCAGAAACUAGCUUCUCCGAUGUGUCUUCUUCAUUUUGUAUCCUUCACACGGGAAUCAAUCCUCUACGCUGCAUGCACUAGUCAACUGGGAAGUGGAAAAUCGUAGGUUUAAUCGUCCAGUGCUAACUUCCCUCUGUUAUCUAAUGUCUAGACACAAUUAGCCAAGUGGCAUGAUGAAGAGACUUCCUUUGGUUUAUUUUGUAUUUGUGGUACAUCUGUCUUAUGCUUUCCAAGCAAGCUUGCCUGCCUGCCUGACGAUCAUUAUGUGUUGUAUCUGGUCAGGAGAUUUGUCGUCGUACUUUGCUUAUGUCCAUUUUGUGUGUCUAUCGAAUUUUAUCUGAUGUUCGCUAAUGAGUGUU